Molecule: messenger RNA, 2010 nt
Organism: Spodoptera exigua (beet armyworm)
Lineage: Eukaryota; Metazoa; Arthropoda; Insecta; Lepidoptera; Noctuidae
Source: the annotation of a GenBank genome assembly
UACAACUAUUGUCCAUGAAACGUGUUGUGUUAUUGUUGACGUUGACUGACACGAAAUCGAUGGAUUGUGCAUGAAUUUGCAAAAGAAAUUUCUAAAUUGAAGUUCAUAAUAUUAAUGAAACUUAAUGAGUUAAAUGUUUUUUGAAUCAUUUAUAAUACAGUUGUUGUUAUAGACUAUGAAUCAACUGUCAUGAAUAAUAUUAAUAUAGAUAAAACCAUUGAACAUGUUGAGAAUAUAGUCAAAAACAAUCAAUGCAGUGUGUGUGUCAAGACAGAUGGUCAGCGACUGAGAUAUUACUGUGGACAUACAGCAUGUGAUGACUGUGUGGUUGAUGUCAUAGACUGUAGCAUUUGCCUUACACCACCUCCAAUAUCUACUCAAAAAGCCAGGCUCGAUGAUGUAUUGACUCAGCGAGCUAAGAAUGCAUCAGUACUUUUAAAACUAUGUCAAAAAUUGUUUAACACAGAUGCAUUUACACGUAAAAGAUUAUCAGAGCAGUUGAGAAUUGAAAAAGAAUUGUUUCCAGCGUGCAUUCAAGCUCCAUUAAAAUAUGAGAACAAACGAAAAACUUCAUUUAAUUUGAGUAAAAAUAAAGAGAACAGAGAAUACUCUGUUUUACCAGGAGAAGCAAUAUCUCAUUUAGACAAAAAUAACACCAUGGAAAAUUCUUUUAAAUAUGUGCAGCAAUGGCUAAAUAAAAAUGAUACCGAUUUUGUCAGGAAACCAUUUAGAGAUUUAAAUGUCAACACACAAUUAGAUCCUAAUGUAAAACAUUCCAGUAACCUUAAGACAUUGACUAAAACUAACAGAAAGAGAGCUCAUUAUAAAACAACUGUAAACAAUCAAUCUUUUGUUAGUCCAAAAAAGAAAUCUGUCAUCCACAAUGAUUUCAUGAACCAAAAGAAAGUUAAAAAAGAAUCACCACAUACCUCACUUUUGAAGUAUGAAACUAAAACAGAACAUGAUAAUGAUGAAAGUGGUAUAUUUCUGGAUGAUCCUAUUGUGAUAGAUGAUUCACAGGAAACAGCUAUUGACAAAGAUAGAAAUGCAUGGCUUGCUGUGCUGAAAGCCAAUGAACAUGAACAAAAUGAAUCUACCUCAGUAAUAAAUUUAGUUUGUAGUGAUACUCAGAUUUCUAUACCUAUUAAUAAAGACAUUGUUAUUGGGUCUGACAAGAAGCAAACAACAACAAAUCAAAAUGUACCUUUCUUUAAAAAAAGUUAUAUAAUAGAAACUUGUAAACUUUGUGAUGUGGAUAAAAACAUAAUAGCACAAACAGAAGAUGUAAAAAUUACAAUUGAUAAUGCUGAUUUUACAACUACAAUACAAAUUAUAAAUAGUACUGGCAAUAGAUCUAAGCUGAAAGCAAAAAAUUCAGUUUCAGUUCAAACUGAUCUUUUAGAAACCAUCAACUGUGAUGACUCUGCAGUAGCUAAUUUGAAUGAAACGAAUUACAAGUUUGAAGGUGCUCCACAAAAUUCGGAUACACUAAGUGAAGAUUUAUUUGGUGAUGACAGCAAACAUAAUGAAAAUGAUAGACCCGAUAAUGAUUAUAGGCGUGUAGUAAUUGCAGAAUCCGAUAGUGAUAUGGAAUUGGAGACAAGUGGCCCAUUGCCUGUUAAAGUUGAUGUCCAUAGAUCUUGUGAUGAAACGGAAUAUGGAAUUCUAAGCGAAAUUGAAAACAUUCAGAAUCACAGCGCCAGAUCCAGGCGUGGCCCACGAGGGCUUACGCCUACUAGCACAGACUCCUCUGAGAAAGAGAAUUUUAAUCCUAACAGAAUGAAGACUCAAACAUAUAAAAAGAAAAAAUAUUCAAAAAAAAUAUGAUUUUUUUUUCUAUUUUCAAAUUCGAAAUUUUAUCUUCCAAUGUGAAUUUAUAAGUUAGAUGUAAAAUUUUUAAUGUAUUUCAACAUUUGUGUUAAGAAGCGUUCGUUAUUUCUUAAGGAUACUUUUUGUGCCUUGUUUGUUUAUUAGCAAUGAUUAAAAAGUAUAAUUAUAUUCUUAUAACUA